CUUUGCAGCUUGCGUUUGACAUUGAAACUGUCAUCUCAAAUGGGCCUCCACCAAAAAGCCUUCCCUCCACAAUACAUAAACCGCGAACAACAGAAACCCAAAGCAGUCAUACCACUACCUACACAGUCAAGGGUUUAGUCGGCAAGCGAGUACUGAGCUUCACAUUCAAUCCACAUCCGCACCACCCCGCAGUCACCAUCACCACUAAAGAAGAAAUACAAAAAAGAAAAUCAAGAAACAGAAAAAAAGAAAGAAAAAUGUCCGCCGAAUCCCUGCCGAUAACCCCAGCGCGCUUUGCGGCCGCGCUCAAAGACCUGCCGGUCUCGUCGCUUCAUCUCAAACUCGCCGAGCUCCGCAACAGCAUCGCCCACCUGGACUACUCCAACGAGCAGCUGCGGCCGUACGCCGAAGGGACCGCCGUCGCGGUCCCCCCCUCCUCCUCCCAACAACAACAACAACAACCACCACAAUCACAGUCAGACGACGACCAGCAACAACAAUCACAACCACAACAGAGAGGCGAGCCAGACCAGGAUUGCAUCGACGCGAUCAGGGAGAACGAAGAGGUCAUUGAGCGGAUGCAGGAGCGCAUCCGGCUGGUGCGGGCGGAGGUGGAGAGCCGUGGGCUGAGCUGGGCCGAGUUUCAGGCCGAGGACAGCAAUGAUAAUGAUAAUAAUAAUAAGGCGGCGGCGGAGGAGGAGGAGGAGGAGGGCGGUGGGGAGCGGUCAGGUCCAAUGGUGAAUGGAAAUGGUGGUGGUGGUGCGGAGGGGAUGGUGAACGGUGCAUCAGCGGUAGGGCGGGACGAGGAAGGCGAGCGGCGGCACUCUGCCUGGACGGAUGGGACCUUCCAGACUGGGGUGAUUCGGAAUGGGGAGUUGCAUAUGGAUGCUGUUGCCGGGUCGCGACGGGGACAAGGGGGAUCGCUCACUGAUGAGGAGUUGCGGCGAAGGAUGGAGGAGCAGUUGAGGGGGUUGGGAGGCAACGAGGAUGACGAGGAAGGCGGGCUGCAUUUGUAAGUGUGGGGGGUUUCAGCUUUGAUGAGUGUGAAAUUUUGUCCCUCUGAAGGAGGGUUGCUUCAGGUCGUCCGGGAAAGGCGCAUGGGAUGGCAUUGCUUCACGUCAAUACCCGGCGAUCGUCAAGGUUAAAGGCGCAAUUUGGUUCAUUGGUUCAUUUGUUGAUGCUGUGAUGGUCUCUGCGGAGAAACCGCAGGGUAAGCCUCCCAGGUUGUGUAAGGAGAGGUACAUGUCAGAGUGCAAACGAGGAUGAGAAACAUGAAGCAGGUGAGAGAC
Messenger RNA from Chaetomium strumarium, 1289 nucleotides. RefSeq lists its product as uncharacterized. Gene Ontology annotation, molecular function: protein-macromolecule adaptor activity. The transcript has a single exon. The record is from RefSeq and is a predicted model, not a curated record. NCBI's taxonomy places the organism in Eukaryota, Fungi, Ascomycota, Sordariomycetes, Sordariales, Chaetomiaceae. The coding region runs from base 258 to 1016 and encodes 252 amino acids. Gene Ontology annotation, biological process: proteasome regulatory particle assembly.